UGAUAAAUCAAAAUCUGAAAAAUCAUCAACAUCUAAACAGCAAAUUUCCGAAAAUGGACAUUACCCGCCACUAUCUUUGCAAGACAUGUUUGCGAAUGAACCUUCCGAUCCCGGAAGUGAUGAUUUGACCUUAGAAUCAACACGGUCACCAGAGAGGGAACACGACUAAAUUUUAGGUGGGAACAAUGCACCUGGAUUUUCUACUCAAGAAAUUAAAGUCGUCGAAGGUGCUUCUCCAACGCAAUUUCAAAACACCUUAGAUAUCAUACUUGAACAAAACGUUCAAAUUCUAGCUCAACAAGAGUUAAUUCUUAAGGAACUCUCCAAAAAUAGAAUUGAAUCUGAAAACAAACUCUCAGAAAAUUUCUUAACACCUCUUGCAGGAUUCCCUAUUGAUACAGUUGAACAAUUUGAAGAGUUAAACUCUAAUGAAACGAAAGACGUUCGUAUGAGAAUUUAUAAUCACCUAAUCAAUAUGGGAGGUGUAACUUUGAGACAAUUUUUGGCUAACUCUUUAAAGCAGAUAAUGACAGAUAAUCUGGUUUGCUCUUUCACUUGGAAUAAAGGAAGUGAUACUUUGGCAUUCGGCAAUACAAAGGUUUCAAAUGUGCUAUUUCAAUCUGCCAAAAAAUGCAUAAACUUCGAGGGUCCUGCAAAUAAACAGAUUUUUAAAGAUCACAUGUUAGAAGUUCUGCGACACACGAAACAAAGACAUCGAAAACGUCUCCGCAAAAAUAGACCUGAAAAUGGUGUUGGUGAUGAAGAUGAUGAUUUGACUGCUGUAGAACAGGAAAUUGCAAGAUUAGAAGCCGAGCGUUAUUCUAACUAUGAUGCCAGUUCUGAAAAUGAGGACGAAUCAUACGACGAUUCGGGAUCUGAUGAAAAUGAUAGCUACACAGACGAAGAGCAAAAUUAAGUUUGUAAGAAACAAGCAAAAGCUGAUUUUACACACACAGAAACAUUCCUUUAGAUAAUCGAAACGUAUUAUUAUUAUUAUUACUUCACUUAGUUUUAAAAUUUUGUACUUCUUGUAAUGUUUUUUCUCUCAGGUAAAGAGAAUCUGUGAUAUAUAGAAUGUGUAUCAUCGCAUAUACGCCAAAAGUCAACGUAUUUUGCAAAACAUUUGUUUUACUUACUUCAUUAUUAUAUUUCAUUACUUAUAAUAUUUCUGUACACCCUUGUCAUAGACUUACAGGAUACAGUUAGAAAAGACUGAACAAUAAUAUAUAAGUAUAAUAUUGUAUAGGGUGUCUACAACACUUAAAAAACCCUAAGUCCUAAGGCAAAUGAGAAACUAAAUGUUUUAAUUUGUUUCAUAUGAAUUAAUUGGUUUUUUAUUUAUUUAAACAUUUAUUUUUCAUUCUAACAUUACAUUUGUUAAAAAAAGCGUGAAUUUUAUGUUACUUAU
Messenger RNA from Leptopilina boulardi, 1408 nucleotides. RefSeq lists its product as uncharacterized. The coding region runs from base 449 to 916 and encodes 155 amino acids. Lineage: Eukaryota; Metazoa; Arthropoda; Insecta; Hymenoptera; Figitidae. The record is from RefSeq and is a predicted model, not a curated record. The transcript is spliced from 5 exons.